Ricinus communis (castor bean) is the source of this 4632-nucleotide messenger RNA. Its product is annotated as kinesin-like protein KIN-4C. The record is from RefSeq and is a predicted model, not a curated record. Gene Ontology annotation, biological process: microtubule-based movement; mitotic spindle organization. The transcript has 27 exons. The coding region runs from base 501 to 4373 and encodes 1290 amino acids. NCBI's taxonomy places the organism in Eukaryota, Viridiplantae, Streptophyta, Magnoliopsida, Malpighiales, Euphorbiaceae. Gene Ontology annotation, molecular function: ATP binding; microtubule binding; microtubule motor activity.
UUUAAUUAUAAAUUUUAUAGAUUUUAACUAAACACUAUCUUAAUAAAUAAAAAAAUAUGGUUACAAAAUAUAAACAUAAAUAAUCAGUUAAAAAAAAGAAGAAGAAGAAAGAAACACUAUCUAAUCAGUGAUGACAAACAAACACAUUCCUUAGUGACCACCAAAAUAUCAUUACAGCCUAAACUUAGAGCUAAGCUUGUCCGGAUAAUAUGUUUCCAAAAAAAUCCAAAUUUCACAAAUAGCCGUUACCCUAUACCCUCACAUGCACCUCACGUGACCUUACAAUUUGAAUUCGGACCUGAAGUGCCUUUUUCUCAAUUCCAAUUUAAUCACCCCUUUCCCAUCCAAUAUUUCAAAAAACGCAGCCACUCCUCUCUCUCUCUCUCUAUUCCAUUCAAAACUAAAACAAAACUCAAAACCAAAAUAUUAAAAAGAAAAAAAAAAAGAUUCAAUAUCUCCAUCUCCGAUUAGGUUUUUCGAAUCGGGAUUGUUUAAAGGCGAUGGAUAAUAAUAACAAUAAUUGUAAUGGAGAGUCUGUUAGGGUUGCUGUUAAUAUUCGUCCUUUAAUCACGUCUGAGCUUCUCAACGGUUCUACAGAUUGCAUCACCCUCGUUCCAGGAGAGCCUCAGGUCAAUAUCGGAUCACAUGCGUUUACUUAUGAUUAUGUAUACGGGAGCUCCGGAUCACCUUCGUCUUCAUUAUACAACGAUUGUGUUGCACCGCUCGUUGAUGCAAUCUUCCAUGGCUACAAUGCUACAGUUCUUGCCUAUGGCCAGACUGGUUCGGGAAAAACAUACACGAUGGGAACUAAUUAUACGGGAGAAGGAAGUAACUGCGGCAUUAUACCAAAAGUGAUGGAAACUAUAUUCCAAAGAGUUGAAACUAUGAAAGACUCAACUGAAUUUCUGAUCAGAGUAUCGUUUAUUGAGAUAUUCAAGGAGGAGGUGUUUGAUUUGCUUGAUUCUAAUUUAGGAGCUUCAUCAAAAGGUGAAGGAGCAGUAUAUAUUGCAAAGCCCGCGGCAUUGCCUACAAGAGUUCCAAUUCAAAUCAGGGAAACAGUGAACGGGGGAAUAACACUUGCUGGUGUUACUGAAGCAGAAGUUAGAACUAAAGAAGAGAUGGCUUCUUAUUUAUCGCGCGGUUCCUUGUCCAGAGCCACUGGAAGUACCAACAUGAACAGCCAAUCGAGUCGUUCGCAUGCUAUUUUUACCAUUAGUAUGGAGCAAAAGAAGCUUAGCCAUAAUGCAGAUGAAACAAAUCAUGAUGAUUUUGGCGAUGACAUCUUAUGUGCGAAACUACAUUUGGUGGACCUUGCUGGUUCUGAACGUGCAAAACGAACAGGUGCAGAUGGCAUGCGUUUUAAAGAAGGCAUUCAUAUCAACAAAGGCCUACUAGCUCUUGGCAAUGUGAUAAGUGCCUUAGGAGAUGAAAAGAAGCGGAAAGAAGGGGGUCAUGUUCCAUAUCGUGAUAGCAAGUUGACUCGCUUGUUACAGGAUUCUCUGGGUGGAAACAGCAAAACGGUGAUGAUAGCAUGCGUCAGUCCUGCUGACACAAAUGCCGAAGAAACUCUGAACACAUUGAAAUAUGCAAAUCGUGCCCGCAACAUUCAGAAUAAAGCAGUAGUGAACCGAGAUCCAAUGGCGGCUCAGCUUCAAAGAAUGAGGAGCCAAAUUGAGCAAUUGCAAGCUGAGCUACUGUUUUAUCGUGGAGAUGCAAGUUCACCGUUUGAUGAACUUCAGAUUCUCAAACAGAAAAUUUAUUUGCUUGAAGCAAGGAAUGGGGAAUUGCAACGAGAGCUUCAAGACCGUCGACUCACCUGUGAGCACUUCUCGCAAAGUGCUCUUAAUGCUCAGUUUGAAAAAGACAAAUUGCUAAUGCAAAUCGAAUCAGCUCGUCAAGGGAAAUCUUGGGAUGAUAUUGAAUCUAAUCAGGAUCUUGAUAUGAUGAAAACUUAUGUUUCAAAAAUCCAAGAAUUAGAAGGGGAAUUGCUGCGCUUGAAAAACUUGUCCAACUCAAAGUGUGGUCGAUUUGUUAAUUGUGCUGACUCUGAUGAGGAAGGUUUAAAUUCAAAAUUUGUUUCAUUUUCAUCUCUAAAUGAGCUCGCAUCCAAUUCUGAUUCAAAAGCUGUGGAUAUUUCAGGAGAGGUUGAAGAUGAGGAAAAGGAGCUUGAACAUUCUUCUCUUCAAGAAAGAUUAGAUAGGGAACUGAAAGAAUUGGAUAAAAGACUUGAACAGAAAGAGGCCGAAAUGAAGCGUUUUACAAGUGUUGAUACUUCAGUUCUUAAACAACAUUAUGAGAAGAAAGUGCAGGAAUUGGAACAAGAAAAGAGAGCUUUGCAGAAAGAGAUUGAAGAUUUGAGAUGCAAUCUAUCAAAUAUAUCAUCCAUUUCUGAUGAUGGUGCUCAGAAAUUGAAGGAAAAUUAUCUUCAGAAGUUGACCGUCCUUGAGUCACAAGUUGCUGAGUUAAAGAAGAAACAAGAUGCUCAAGCUCAGUUAUUAAGACAAAAACAAAAGAGUGAUGAGGCAGCGAGACGACUCCACGAGGAGAUUCAGAAAAUCAAGACUCAUAAGGUUCAACUACAGCAGAAGAUCAAGCAAGAGUCUGAGCAGUUUAGAUUAUGGAAGGCAUCACGUGAAAAAGAAGUUCUUCAGCUAAAGAAAGAGGGAAGAAGAAACGAGUAUGAGAUGCACAAGCUGUUAGCUUUGAAUCAGAGGCAGAAAAUGGUUCUGCAAAGAAAGACAGAAGAAGCUGCUAUGGCCACUAAAAGGCUAAAGGAGCUUUUAGAAUCUCGAAAGGCUGCCUCACGCGAAACUUCUAGUGCUGGAAAUGGCAAUGGUCCUGGACUACAGGCUCUGAUGCAAGCGAUUGAGCAUGAGCUUGAAGUCACAGUACGAGUACAUGAAGUUCGCUCCGAAUAUGAGCGUCAAAUGGAAGAGCGGGCUAGAAUGGCCAAGGAGGUAGCAAAAUUAAAGGAAGAAACAGUGAUUCUUAAACAAACUAAUUUAAGUAAUUCUCCAUCAAUGAUGUCUCCUGGUGCAAGAAAUUCAAGGAUUUUUGCAUUAGAAAAUAUGCUUGCUGCCACUUCUAGCACGUUAGUUUCUAUGGCAUCCCAAUUGUCAGAAGCUGAAGAGCGUGAACGAGCAUUUAGUGGCAGGGGUCGCUGGAACCAAGUUCGAUCUCUAGCUGAUGCAAAAAAUGCGAUGAUAUAUCUGUUCAAUUUAGCAUCAUCCUCCAGGUGCCAAUUGCGAGAUAAAGAAGUUGACUGCAGAGAAAAGGAUAGUGAAAUAAGAGACUUGAAGGAAAAAGUAGUGAAACUCAGUAGUUUAGUUAGGCAUUUGGAAGUUCAGAAGGCAGAACUCAUUCAGCAGGUUAAGUCACAGAAUUCAGCACUGAAGAAAUACUCCACGCGCAAUGAAGAAGAUAUUGGGGUUCAUGACAUCAACGGUGGGGAACGCAAGUAUGGAUUGCGCAAGCAGGGGUACCGUAGCUCCGUCUUAUUCUCUGAGGAUAUGGAUACAUCUGAAUCAGAACAUUCAGAGGGAAAUUGUGAUGUUACUGAUGAUGAAGAUAAUGAAUGGGAACCUUCAGCACGACCAAUGAAACGGCGAACUAAAAAAAGAAUUUCGAAAGGUGGAAGCAGUUCAAACAUGGGAGAUAUUAAUGAUCCAGAAAACUCAGAUUUGGAUUUAUCAGGUGAAGGAUUCACCGUUGUGGCGGAAAAAACUGCAGCUGGAGUAUGUUGCACUUGUAGUAAAUAUUCUUUAUGCAAGACAAUGAAGUGCCAGUGCCGGGCGGCUAGCGGUCACUGUGGGGCAUCAUGUGGCUGUGUGCCAAGUAAAUGCUCCAACAGGGAAGGAGCUCUGUUGGAGUUAGAUGAGUUGGCUCAGUGUGCUGGGACUGGUUCAGGCUCCGAUGAAGCAGAGAAGAGCGAUCUAGCUUCUCAUGGUGCAAUGCUGCUUCAAAGUGCACUGGUUGAGCAGCCUGCUGCGACAAACGAUGAUGUUCCGGUCAGAAGGAAACCUUUGUCAGACAUAGGGAAUACAGUGGCCAAGUCCAAUGCACCAAAGGGUGAUCAGAAAAAGAAAUGGCGCAAAUCUACUAUUCAGCUUGUCCCAGUUGUUCCUCUCCCCACGACCACACAGCCAGAAAAAACAGAAGCCGCCCAAAAGCCAGAUAAUAAUAGUGCAGGUGAGGUUGAUGGUCCUUUGAAGUUACCUAGGGCUAUAGCUGCAUCAAAUAGCAGUGGCCUGUUGAGAGAGAGGAAUGCUGGUCAAUCCAAUGAAGUAGUUAACAAGGAAAACGCUGUACAUCCCACAAGAAGUCCUGCUCGGCCGCCAAGAACAUCUGAGGAGAAAGAGAACUAUGGCCGCUAACUCUAAAAUCUAUUUCCUGACCAACAAACAAACCGUCCAUUACACUUACCAUUAUUGAUUCUUGUAUCAGCGGGUUUACUGAAGGAAAAGAAUUUAUGAUUGUGUGUAGGAGAAAAGAGAAUGUGAAAUUGAUUUCUUUCUAGAAAUCCAAAGAAGACGGACAUGUUUUUAGACUAGGAAAUGUUGUUUUGUUGUUUUGUCCCGUCUGUCAUUGUUGUUUCGCUGCUCUAUUAAUGGUAUCACAGAUUCAUUGGUCCAA